CUUCAAUACCUGUUGAGCUUUCUUGCCAUCAGUUUUCCAAGUCAUGUGGAUCACCUGUACCAACUGCUCUUGGUUGCACACAACGCAAGAAAGUUUCCCGAUGCGCCCCGGCAUGGCCAUUAUGAACACACACAGGAGACGUUUUUUCUAUCCUGCUCGGUUGAAAGUGAAAUCGAAAGCAAUUUGGAGAAUUUUUCCGAUAGUGAGCCGUGUCGUUGGAACUACACUUCCGAUUCGUCUUUUGAUAGCGCGCACUCCCGAUGGGAGACAAAAAAAUCGAACCACGAAGCAGCUUGCCGGCAAACAAAAACGUCCCUCGUUUCCG
Messenger RNA from Amoebophrya sp. A120, 325 nucleotides. NCBI's taxonomy places the organism in Eukaryota, Dinophyceae, Syndiniales, Amoebophryaceae. The record is from the annotation of a GenBank genome assembly.